This is a messenger RNA of Oikopleura dioica, 1536 nucleotides long. The record is from the annotation of a GenBank genome assembly. Lineage: Eukaryota; Metazoa; Chordata; Appendicularia; Copelata; Oikopleuridae.
AUGGGACAAAGUAAACCGUUUAAAGUAUUCAAUUGUACAUUCAUUCAACUGGUUGUUUUCAGGAGUAUAAAAAAGCAAGGCCCGCUGAAAAAGCGGGGCGAGUUCAUCCAGAACUGGCGCGAUCGCUACUUCAUCCUCUACACGGACGGGACGUUCAAUGGUUACCGCCGUGAACCGCGGCAAAACGACGCCAAUCCCGAAAAUAACUUCUCAGUGAACAACGCGCAACUGAUAAAAGUCAGGGACACUGGAUUUGCCCUACGAUGCAGGCAGAGAAACGGUGGCGUCAUCGACAGAAACUUCCAAGCGGCAAACUCAAACGAUCGCGACGAUUGGGUCCGCUGCAUCGAGGAAGUGUCCGGGCAUCCCGAAGAAACGAUAGAAUGCGACGAACUAAUGGAAGAAGUGGAGAUAGGAGAAGGACAUUCAAUUCCCAUGGCCAGGGAUAUCUACAGGCCGCGACUUUCGAUAACAGAUUUCGAAACAGAAAAAGUGCUGGGGCGGGGGACUUUCGGCAGCGUUCUUCUCGUCUACAAAAAGGAUGACAGCUCAAAGAGACGUCUAGCCUUAAAACUCAUCUCUAAAGAAGUUAUCCGCCAAAAGGAUGAAACUGAACACACUCGAAGCGAGCGACAGGUGCUCGGAAACAUCAACCACCCCUUUCUCGUCCGACUUUACUACGCUUUCCAGUCCCAAACUCAUUUAUGCUUGGUAAUGGAAUUUGCACGAGGUGGCGAAAUUUACACCCACUUAUCCAGAUGUGGCACCUUUCCGAUUUCUAGGUGUCGAUUUUACGGCGCGGAAAUCACCUCUGCUCUCGGCUACCUUCACUCGAAAAAUAUCAUUUACCGCGAUCUCAAACUCGAGAAUUUAUUGCUCGACGCUGACGGCCACAUCAAAAUCACUGACUUCGGACUCUGCAAGGAGCUCAGUCGGGAUGAUCAAAUUACCAGAACUUUUUGCGGAACUCCAGAAUACCUGGCGCCCGAAGUCCUUGACGACUAUCCCUACAGCUUUCCAGUCGAUUGGUGGUCGCUUGGAAUCGUUCUCCACGAAAUGAUCGUCGGAAAACUCCCCUGGCCAACUUGGUCCUCUCAUGAUGAACUGUACCAGCGAAUCUGCAACGAACGAGUCCCACCUCUGCCGAACAGAAUCCCCCGCGACACCUGCGAUCUUCUUCACCGACUACUCAACAAAAAUCCUGAAACGCGUCUCGGUUUCAACGGCGUCGUCGAGGUCAAAUCACAUCCGUUUUUCUUGAAUGUCGAUUUCAACGCCCUUGAGCGACGAGAAAUCCGACCCGAAUUCACGCCGUACAUCAACGGGCCAGACGAUGUGAGCCACUUCGACGGAGAGUUCACGCGUUUGGACCCACGCCGCGUGCUGCCAAGCUCGGACGAGAAUCGGUCGAUGAUCGAAGACACUACGUAUCCAGGUUUCAGCUACGACCAGGCACCGACCAGCGUCUCCCGCUCCUUCCAAGACAAGAGUGACCCCUUCGAAAUCGUCGAUUACAGUCAUGAAGUCAUGAACUGA